This is a messenger RNA of Myodes glareolus (Bank vole), 4383 nucleotides long. RefSeq names its product zinc finger protein 770 (gene Znf770). The record is from RefSeq and is a predicted model, not a curated record. Gene Ontology annotation, biological process: regulation of gene expression. Lineage: Eukaryota; Metazoa; Chordata; Mammalia; Rodentia; Cricetidae. Gene Ontology annotation, cellular component: nucleus.
GCCGCGCCGACCCUGCGGCCGUGAGCUCGCCUGCUGUCUUCGCGAGCCCCUGGCUGGGAGAUGCGCCGCUGCCGGGCCCUUGCCAGCUCCAGAACAGACAGGGCAUCGCUGGCUGAGGCUUGCCCGAAGUGACUGGAUAACUCAUAUUGGCCUCAAAUACAUGAUUCUUCUUCCUGUGUCUAGCUUGUGACUGGUGGCCUUAAAGAAAUGUACCACAAUACCAGAUGUUUGUGGAGCUUAAGGACGCCAUGGAGCUCGUCAGAGUAUGCCACUGAAGAAUACGAUGGCUGAAAACAACCUAAAAACGGUGAAGAUUCAGCAGCGUGUAGCCAACAGACUACCUAGGAACAGGCCAUAUAUUUGCAACAUCUGCUUCAAGCAUUUUGAAACACCAUCGAAAUUAGCUAGGCAUUAUCUCAUUCAUACCGGUCAAAAGCCAUUUGAAUGUGAUGUAUGUCAUAAAAACUUUCGGCAGCUAGUUCAUCUGGAGAGGCACCAGCUAACCCACAGUCUGCCUUUCAGUUGCAGUAUUUGCCAGCGCCACUUUAAAAACCUGAAGACAUUUGUGAAGCACCAGCAGCUUCACAGUGAAUCCUAUCACAAUGAUGUUAAAGUCAGAAGAUUGCUUGAGACCAAGCAGGAGAGGCCCGUGUACGGAGGGUAUAAUACUUUCGCUGCGGAGGAGAGACGGGCACUACACCCAUGCUCUAAGCCUGAUCCCAAGUAUAGCACUACCCAGAGAAGAAAGCAUAUUCAUGCAUGUACAAUCUGUGGCAAAAUGUUUCCAUCACAGUCAAAACUCGAUAGGCAUGCACUCAUUCAUACUGGACAGAGGCCUUUCAAAUGUGUCCUGUGCAGUAAAUCUUUCCGACAGUCAACUCACUUAAAAAUCCACCAACUCACGCAUUCAGAAGAAAGACCUUUUCAGUGUUGUUUUUGUCAAAAAGGAUUUAAGAUUCAAAGCAAACUUCUGAAGCAUAAACAAAUCCACACUAGGAAUAAGACUCUUCAGAAUCUCUCUUUAAAAGGAAAGACUCCUGAAUCAUGUCCCGUACCUAAUAAAUUAAAUGCAAAGCAGGAUGCUUUUGAAAAUGGUGAUAUGGGUGAAUCUGAGGAGAAUAAUCCUCUUGAUGUCCACUCUAUUUAUAUCGUCCCUUUUCAGUGUUCAGAGUGUGAAGAAUGUUUUGAGUCAGAGCAGAUUUUGAAUGGACACAAGUGUCUUCCUGCCAGAGGUGGCAGAAUUCCAAGCAGGCUCAAAAGAAGCUGCAACUAUAAGACCAUUGUUAAAAAGCUCUUGGCUAAACUUAAACGUGCUGGGGGUAAAAAAUCAGAUAACCUUCAAUCAGAGAAAAGAACAUUUAAAAGCAACUGCUUGAAAAAUUGUGAACGUACUUCUGGUGAGCAGAACCCGGAACAAACUCAGAGGACAUUUGUGGGUUCUCUUGGCAGACAUGGAUCAUGUAAGACAGUUAACAAAAAGAAGAAGAAAACACUAACUUUACCGUUUUCUUGGCAAAAGCAAUUCCAGAGCCAAAAUAUGGGUAAAAGUUUGCAAGGUAUCUUUACAACAGGAAGCAUAUUAACUAUGGAUGGUUCAAUGAAUAAUAAAGACUUGUCAAUCUUUGGUUCGUCAGGUGAGGAAUACUUUAAUAACUGUGACAUGCUUCAGUGUGGCUUUUCAGAUUCAAGUGAAAAUAUGCAUGCUGGACAUAAAAUGUGUCCCUGUGAUAAAUGUGAGAAAGUGUUCCCUUCUGUCUCUAAACUCCAGAGACACUAUCUGAUUCACACUGGACAGAGGCCUUUUGGCUGUAAUGUUUGUGGGAAAUCUUUUAGACAGUCAGCUCACCUAAAAAGACAUAAACUAACUCAUACUGAAAAGAUUCCCUAUAGCUCAUUUUGGGAAGUGGACCUUGGGAAUGUAAACAAACUUUUCAUUCAUCCAAGUGAUGGUGUUAGCUAUAAUGCUUCCCAACAGAGUGAGGGGCAUGUUUUCCAGAAAUAUGAGGGCUCAGAGUCCAAUCAGGGAGCUGGAAUUGAGGUCAAAGCAGAACCAGAGGAUUUCAUUCUCGGUUCCCACUAUAGGAACAGGCCGUCUUACCUCACUAACACACUUUUGGAGUCAGAGCAGAGCCGUCAUUGUUACAGUUAUUUAGGCCGUCCUGAAAGAAGUGAUGGACUCCUUUACCAGUGCAGUGUUUGUCGUAAAAAUUUCCGAUCUCCAUCCAAACUAGAGAGACACUAUUUAAUUCAUGCAGGGCAGAAACCAUUUGAGUGCUCAGUCUGUGGCAAAACAUUCAGGCAAGCACCUCACUGGAAGAGACAUCAGCUCACUCACUUUAAAGAACGACCUCAAGAGAAAGCGGUUGUUAUGUAACACAAAACCACUAAUGUGUUUGUGGUCUCUGGUGAUAUAAUACCCUCAGACAUUUUGCCGAAGGCCAGCAUUAGGUAGAAUGACUUCAUAGGCAAUUGCUUGUCCUACAUUAUAAGGAGUUAGUUAAAUAAAAUCAGUGUUACAGCGGAAACGGCUGAAUGACUUGAGAGGGAAUAGCACUGUUUGAUGGCAUAACUAGGUAUCUAAGGUUGUCCGUGUAUGACCUUGGUUGUAUUAGAGUUACAACUCCAUCAUCUUCAGUCUGGCCUCAUAUGUUGAAUUACUCCUUAAGUCAUUGCGUGUCUAUAUAUAUAUGCAUACCUCUUAACGUGAGGCCAGAAUUGCCAUUCAGCUCUAGUAAAUCACCCUGCCACGUUUGAUUUUACACGUACACUUAAGCUCCAUUGCAAAACAUUUUUCCUGAAAGUUAAAGGACAAGAGGACAACAGAUGUGCAAAUGGGUGGAAGAAAUUACAGCUUUUUCACAGUGAUUUUUUUGAGGACGGUGAUUUUACCUUCUAAGACAGAUGAGUCCCCUCCUAACCCUGCUGUUAUUUUUCCCUAAGGGAUUUACAAGUAGGAAGAAGGUAGGUUGCACCCGUGGAGUAUUUACCAUUCAUUAUCGUUUACAUUUAUAUGGGUAUUUCCCAGGUGUCAUGAACUGUUCUGACUUGUCUGCCGUUGUAUUGUUUGAGACACUUAAAUGCAGUGCACCUGUUGCUCAUUGGUGGUUGACAGCAGUGGCCAGGGACAAAACCUUGCAUUGACACCUCUUUGAGUGGCCCUAUGACUUAAGUAAGUUUAAUCUGCUAAAUUUGAUCAAAUGGCAAUAGCUUCGUAGUUUCAGUUUUUGCUCCUCUGUGAAAGAUACUAAUGCUAUAGUAUUAUUUUGAUCUUCGUUGUCACUUCAGUUAGUAAGGAUAUUGUCCCUGUAUGGGAAUAAGAUGCUGAAAGAGUUCAGGGCAUCAUUUUUUUUUCUAAACAGUAUUGUCAUAAUUUUACAGAAAUAUUUUAUUUACUCCUAUUCUGUGAGAGAAGUAUCUUAGUCACAGAUUGUCCUUCACUUUUGUGGCAGUUUGUACAAUCAUUGACUAACAUCUUCUAGCAAUGACAAGGGAUAGCUGUUCUCUUUCUAGGAUAGGUAUUUAGCACACUUAAAUAUAGUGGAAAAACCCGCUGUUAGAAGUGUGGGCAGUGGCAUAAGUGUAAGUUUUGACCAUGGUGUAAGAGCUGCCCUGUGGGAGGGGGAGGGAGGGGGAACUGUCAGCCCAGGUGAUCCUUCAGAAACUUGGGUUUCAGUUGCAGAGAAGGAAUGUGGUUGUGUGAGUCAGUGAUAAACAGAUGUGCUUUCCUCUCAAGAGGAGGCCACGUGCUUCAAGGAAUGAUUUCUCUUCUGUUUCUUUGAGAUUUGAGGUGUAUUUUCCAGUACACACAAGAGUGGUUCACAGAAUCGGCUUUGCACAAAACUCUUGAGGACAUGUCUGUUGCAUAAAAGCAAAGCAUAAAUAGUUUGUGUUUUCCAAGAGUAAAAGUUCAAAAAUUAUUUAAUGUAUGAAAUUAUGGGUUUGGGCACUUCCCCAAUUAUUUAUGUAAGUUUAUUUGAAGGGAAAUGCCCGACAUGUUUCUUUCCCACCUAAACAGGGAGAGUUGAAUGUUGUGCUCGUAUGAAUAUGAAUCUUUGCCUGAGUAAUAAUAAGAUACUUUUUUGUUUUGUUUUGGUUUCUUUGUUUUGGUUUGUGUUUUGGCUUAUGCCCUUUAAAGCUGUUUCAUAUUGAAAGUUGGAAUAUCGUAAAAAUUUUGUCAAGAGAUGUACUGUAGUGCUAUUUGAAGUGCCUGUAACAAAAUACUUAUCAUUGCGAGCUUCUUAUGGGAACUGUAGAAGUGAAAAUAAAGUCUGAACUUAUGUUAAGAUAAACAUGUUAAAUGAUGGUUUGCUGCAUGCCAGAACUGUACUUAUUGUUGAGUCAAUUAUUUUGGUUUUCUGGAAAUAAUAAACUUUAUAAAUAUCU